UUCUGCCCGUCAGUGGUCACAUAUCGCACCAGGCUGCAACAUCCACUAAACCAAGAGCUCCACCGCCAUGGCCAUCACUGACUUUCUCGCAGUCUCGGACAUCACUUCGGCUAUUAAUGCUUGUAAAGCAAAGGAUUCCUUCAGCCCAAAGAUGUUUUUCAAAACAGUGGGUUUAUCCAAGAAAACUCCAUCUGAGAUCGAGAGGGUCUUUAAGAUUUUGGACCAGGACAAAAGCGGCUACAUAGAACAGGAUGAGCUACAACUGUUCCUGCAGAACUUCUCCAAAGGAGCGAGGCCUCUGACCGCAGCUGAGACCAGAGGUUUCCUGCUGGAGGGAGACUCAGACGGAGACGGGAAGAUCGGCUGGGAAGAGUUUUCAGCACUGGUCAAGUCCUCAUAAAACAUGUGUGGCCUCUUGUUAUAUGGUGAUAAUCUCAGGGUGGACUUCUUUUUAUAUAUUCAAUAUUUAGCUACAGUAAAUUACAGGGUCUUAUGUUCAGAGUAAUAAGUUGUAGUAUUAACAGAAAGUAAUGUAAUAAAGUCAUUCCAAAAAUUAAAUCUUUACUCUCUGCUAUGUGUCUUUCCCUGCCAUAAAAGUGUUCGAAUAAAUAUAAUUUUCUCUGAAAGAUUAAA
Messenger RNA from Centropristis striata (black sea bass), 633 nucleotides. Its product is annotated as parvalbumin, thymic-like. Lineage: Eukaryota; Metazoa; Chordata; Actinopteri; Perciformes; Serranidae. Gene Ontology annotation, cellular component: cytoplasm; nucleus. The transcript has 4 exons. Gene Ontology annotation, molecular function: calcium ion binding. The record is from RefSeq and is a predicted model, not a curated record. Bases 68 to 400 code for a protein of 110 amino acids.